Molecule: messenger RNA, 2396 nt
Organism: Diospyros lotus (date-plum)
Lineage: Eukaryota; Viridiplantae; Streptophyta; Magnoliopsida; Ericales; Ebenaceae
Product: GTP-binding protein At3g49725, chloroplastic
Exons: 13
Coding region: 104-1948 (614 amino acids)
Cellular component (GO): cytoplasm
Molecular function (GO): GTP binding; ribosome binding
Source: RefSeq, a predicted model, not a curated record
CAACAGGUAUCCAUAGCCGUGAAUUGGAGAGCUAAGAACAGGGCGCAAACUAUACGAGAGAGAGAGAGAGAGAGAGAGAGAGAGAGAGAGAGAGUAUUUUCAAAUGUUCAGAACCAUCUCAUUUCAAAUACGAUCGCCUCUCAGGUCUCUGUCUCAAACCCUAACCUACUUGCCACAACUGUCCUUGCAAUAUUCAAUCCCAACCCAGGCUCCGCUCAAAAUUCUGACCGAGCCGUCACACUUAACCUCUUCAAAUGCAUUACUUUCAACUCUGUCUUCCCCGUUCUCGCCCUCGCUGCCGCUUCAGAGGCGUGACGAUGCGCAGGCGGACCAGUACAAUAAAGACCCCACUGGGCCUCCGAGGCUGUUCGUGGUGCAGCCGCGUCUCCGGCCGGAACCCGUCCUGCAGGCGAAGCUCGAUGAAGCUUUGAACCUGGCCAAUUCGCUCGAAGAACAGCGCGACGGCUUCUUCGACACUGACUUUUGGGAGAAAGAUUUGCCCCCGCAUAUUGUUGUUCAAAACCCAGCUGCCCGAUCGCCUCGCGCAGAUACAUAUUUUGGACCAGGCACAGUAGAUAUAGUUAAAUGUCAUCUGAAUGCUGUGGAAUCAGAAGGAGGAGUUGAUGCUGUGUUUGUAAAUGCUAUUCUAACUGGGAUUCAACAGCGGAAUUUGGAGCGGGCAUGGGACAAACCCGUUCUCGAUCGUGUGGGCCUCAUCAUAGAGAUAUUUAACGCACAUGCCUACACAAAGGAGGCAAGGCUGCAGUCUGAGUUAGCUGCUCUAACGUAUAAGAGGUCCAGACUUGUGCGUGUACGUGGACCUGAUGGUCGCUAUACUUUUGGAGCUGUUGGAGAGGCUGAAGUUGUUAGUGCUCGAGGGAGAGGAAGUGGAGGACGUGGUUUCAUUAGUGGUGCUGGUGAAACUGAGCUUCAGCUACAACGGCGAAGAAUUUUAGAACGACGAAAACAGUUAUUGUCUGAAAUAAAAGAGGUUCGUCGUACUCGAGCUUUGCAACGGGCUGCUCGCAGGAGGCAUGGAGGUGAAAAUGGUCAAGGCAUGGCUACAGUUGCUGUUGUUGGGUACACAAAUGCUGGGAAAUCAACAUUAGUUAGUGCGCUCUCAAACAGUGAUUUGUACAGUGAUGACCGAUUGUUUGCAACAGUUGAUCCAAAACUAAGAAGUGUAAUUCUGCCAUCAGGGAGAAAAGUGCUUUUCAGUGACACUGUGGGUUUUAUAUCAGAUUUGCCUGUGCAGUUGGUGGAAGCAUUUCAUGCAACCUUGGAAGAAGUAGUGGAAGCUGACCUGCUUGUGCAUGUGUUAGACUCCAAUGCACCCAAUCUUGAUGAGCAUCGGGAAAUUGUGCUGCAAGUUCUUAAGCAGAUAGGAGUAUUAGAGGAGAAGCUUCAGAGUAUGAUUGAAGUUUGGAAUAAGAUUGAUAUCCAAGAGGAGGUGGGCGCUGAUGAAUGCAUGCAUGACAGUGAAGACAAUGAAAUGCAAAGUUUCUCAGGUGGAGAAAGCAAUGAUGAAGCAUCGGAGCUAUCAUCUAGAGAUGCUGUUGAUUAUGAUGAUGAAAAUCAUGAUGAUAUCGUAGCUGAGCCAUCAUCAGGAGAUCAUGGAGAGCCCAUCGGUGACCAACAAAGUGACUCUGAUAGUUGGCUCUUAUCAGGGGAUGAGGAAGACACUUUAGGUGAGAUGGGAUGGGAUACUAUAAACAACCAACAAAGUAUGUUGUCUGAGGACUCGAGGAAAAUUGGGAAAAACUUACACUCGCUGUCACAAUCUGUUCCACAUGUCAAAACGUCUGCUAUAACGGGUGUUGGCUUACAAGAGUUGCUAGAGCUUAUUGACUCUAAAUUAGAGUCGCCGAAUGUGAUAGAGAGGAAUAUGCUUGAUCGCAAAUGGAGGCCCCCUAGAACAGAAGAUUCUGGCACUGCAGUUGAAGGGUAGCCUGAUAUAUGCCAUCCUAGCUUGUUUUCUCUUUCACGCAACAAUGAACUCUCUGCUUUUAUCUGGCCUGGGUUCUGAUGGUACUCCUCCUGUGCAACAAGAUUUUUCUUCAAGGAUCCUAAAGUAUCUCUUCAAGUGCACCUAUUUGUUUUCUCACCACUAUUGAUUUUUUUCUUUUCUUUUUCUUUUUCCCUGUUUGAUUAAUUUUUGGUUUUUGAUGAACAUUGUUCAUCAGCAAUUGUGUUUGUGUUUCAUUUUUUUAGCACAUAGAUGUCAUUUACGUAAGUUAAAAAGAGUAUCCUUCCAAUAGUCGCUGUCAAUAACUCUUCAUUGAGUUGCACAGAUACACUGAUGUAUGUAGGUGUACCCGUUUGAAGGUUCUGGGCUACAUCCCAAUCUCACUUGUUCGAAUUUUGUUGAAUUUACGUUUCUUUUGAGAGUUAAGAAA